Messenger RNA from Colletotrichum spaethianum, 756 nucleotides. Its product is annotated as deSI-like protein sdu1. The transcript is spliced from 2 exons. The record is from RefSeq and is a predicted model, not a curated record. Lineage: Eukaryota; Fungi; Ascomycota; Sordariomycetes; Glomerellales; Glomerellaceae. Gene Ontology annotation, biological process: protein deubiquitination. Bases 1 to 756 code for a protein of 251 amino acids. Gene Ontology annotation, molecular function: deubiquitinase activity.
AUGCCUCCCCGAUCGAGCAACCCCAGACAAUCCGUUGCUUCGCAUAGAUCGACACUAUCGCUGUCAAAGACCGAAGUGACGAUCCACGUCUAUGAUCUGCUUCCUCCGGGAAGGUUAUCCUCUGUUCUCUGGACUGUCGGCGCUUCUCUCCUUCAUUCGGGCGUCGUUAUCAAUGGCAGAGAGUAUGCAUACGGCGGACAUGAGCGACGUGGAGUCACGGGAGUCUACUGGACAAAGCCCAAGACCGAACCGCCUGGCGGCACGUUCAAGUCCGAGAUCCUCCACGGAUUCACCUUUGCGACCCAGGCCGAAAUCGAUGCGAUACUGGAGGAAGCAUCGAAGGAGUUUCUGGGCACUUCCUACAACCUUUUGACCAAAAACUGCAAUCACUUCACCUCGUACCUAUGCAAGAAGCUGACCGGACGUCCCGGUCCCGGCUGGCUGAACCGUGCGGCAAGCAUUGGUGUCGCGUUACCAUGCGUCGUCCCCCGAGACUGGAUCGACCCACCCGAGUACGAUACCGCCGACGGCGCGCUCUUGGAGGAGGACGACGACCAUGCACACGAAGGCUCUAGGAUGCUGAAGCAGUCGCCGCCGAGUUUCCUUACCCAGAACUCAAAGGGCCAAGACGAGGAUGCCGACUGGAACAGCGACGAGGAGCGCCGCCGCGGUGGUAACGGCAAGGGCAAGAAGGCAGUAAGGGACUCUGCAGGGCGCGAUCUGCCUGCAGCAGAGAGGGCCCCUGAUCGGAAGUAA